AUGUCACUACCUACUUUACCUAAUGAAAUAUUCCACCAAAUAUCUACCUGUCUUUCUCAUCAAGAUCGAAAAGAAUGCAUGUGUGUUUGUCAGUCAUGGUUAGAUCGAUUCCAGCCUACCGUAAUGCAAUGUAUAUACAUCUCCAGUCGCCAUCAAUUGAAACAGUUUAUAGCUAAACUGGCAGAAACAACCAACUCAAGCCGACCAUUAGGUUUGCUAGUACGUCGACUAGCUUUGCUUUCACAUGUCGGUAUGAGCAACAAGGAGUUUCAUCUCUUGCCCAUCUACUGUCCGUAUCUCGAAUAUAUUGACUUUAACCCAGCACUAUGGCGCUAUUUCGCAUAUACAGCUCACAUAGGGCAAUGGAGAUAUCUGGCUCAGUUUCCGUGCAUGGGAAGGCUGAGGCUGACACUUCCAAUUUUACAGGAUACAGGAUCAAGUAUCACGCAUUUGGAAAUGAGCAAUGUGAUGGUGGAUGAAUUAGCGGACACCAACAUGACCAUCAUCUCUCUACUCAAAUAUACACCCAAUCUCAUCUCACUCAAGCUGUCAAAUGGCAUUAUGACGUCUCAGAACAUCUCCAUAUCAGAAUUCGAAUCUAUUCACACAUUUUGCCCACAUAUCGAGACAUUGCGCCUUGAUUCAUUCGACUCCCAUUUAAUGACUAAAGAUGGAUACUUGGUGGAUAUCGAGACGUUACCCACAGCAUCCCAACUGAAGAAUUUGCGGCUAAACAUGUCAAUCAACAGCGAAGACUUUCUGCAUUAUUGGGCACACAAGUAUCCGUUCAUUCAGACGCUGGAUAUCCAACUUCGAUUAUUAGAGCCUGAAUACUAUCAUGAAGCAGUGCAACCAGAAAACUCUCGAAUGAAGGAAUCCUUUGCUGUCAUGGCAACAAGCUUUCGACAUCUCAAACGACUGAAGGCUCGGUUUGAUGAAAAAUAUUUUCCUUGCGACGUUUUCUUGAACGGUAUUAAUAGCAUCCCUACGCAAAUGGAGCAAGUAUCCAUCCACUUUUUCAACUUUGACUAUCAUCGACGAAGUGCGAGGAAUUUCAAGCUGCUGAUGAGCAAUUCAAUCAACACCAUGACAGACAUCAAUAUCAGCAAUUGGGACAGAAGCUGGGAUUAUGAACUGGAUAUACUAGAACCGUUAAGCCGAUGCAGUCAUUUGAGAAACCUCUCUUUGUCGCCUCAACCUGGCACCUUGACAGAAUUCGACAUUGACAUAAUACUUGACCGUUGUAUACAUCUGGAGCGGCUUGAACUCUCAAAUACAUAUAACUUGUUUGUGCGAGACGAUGCCAAUGACAAUAUAGUCAAGAUUCACCGCCUAGAGGCAAUUACACUCAUGCACACUAUGGUAAACAACAGGCUAUUUGAGUAUUUGGCUCUUCGAUGCCCAUUUCUCAACACACUGGAUAUAUCCCAUGUCAUCAAACCCUAUGACAACAACAUUCAAGUAACAAUCAACAUGCCUUACCACCGUUUUAAAUCGAUCCAUAUUGAAAAGCUGCAACUUGGACUCCGUAUUGAGGAUUCUGGCUUCCAGUGCAAUCAUUAUGCGACUAUACUAUCUCUAGAAGAAACUGAAAAGACAGAAAAGCAGCUAGAAAGACAACGAAGAGCACUGGAAAACCACAAGCAUGUAGCCGCAACCACUAGAUAUCCAGAGCGUUGGUAUCAUUUGUAUCAAUCCCAGCGAAGGUGCAAAGGCCAUAACAACGAAAGCAUGCUGAUGGACAAGCUGCAACCAAGAGUACAGCGUUUAGAUGAAUCUGAUAUUGACAAAAUCAAAGGUUUGCAUGUGACAAAGCAGUUAUGGGAGCAAAUAUCGUUCGUUGGAUCCAGAAUCAAGUACGAAGAUAAAAACAACUGGCACCUGGAUAUUCCUUUCGGUCACUUUUCUGUACGUUGUAGGUCUGUCAAUGAGAUCCGAUUUGAACAAAUUGCACUAUAA
Messenger RNA from Mucor velutinosus, 1959 nucleotides. RefSeq lists its product as uncharacterized. Gene Ontology annotation, biological process: SCF-dependent proteasomal ubiquitin-dependent protein catabolic process. NCBI's taxonomy places the organism in Eukaryota, Fungi, Mucoromycota, Mucoromycetes, Mucorales, Mucoraceae. Gene Ontology annotation, cellular component: SCF ubiquitin ligase complex. Gene Ontology annotation, molecular function: protein binding. The transcript has a single exon. Bases 1 to 1959 code for a protein of 652 amino acids. The record is from RefSeq and is a predicted model, not a curated record.